This is a messenger RNA of Musa acuminata subsp. malaccensis (wild Malaysian banana), 2851 nucleotides long. Lineage: Eukaryota; Viridiplantae; Streptophyta; Magnoliopsida; Zingiberales; Musaceae. The record is from RefSeq and is a predicted model, not a curated record.
CCUCUCUCCCUCCCCCCAUUUCGACAUCGACCGAGUUGGAGAAGGAAGAAAGGGAGCAAACCCGACCCUUCCCCACUCUCCGGGCCGGCUUGGAACCCUCAACCCCUCUCUAAUUCAUGUCGUCCCGAGUCCCCUGCAAGCCCCCUCUCCCCCCUCGGAGCCCCACGCGUGCCAAGAGAAAGGAGAAUGUGGAUGAGGCGUCCCUCGACAAGCGGCGUCGGGUCGUGGCGGGCAAGACGGGGGCGUCCCCUAACGACCGCGGGCGGCAGGUGCUCUCCGCCGUCAACGCCGGCCCUGAUCCUGUCGGGAACCGUGAUCAAGUCGCCCCUGCUGAAGGGUCCGACGGCGGUAACGUCGCCGCGAUUGAGUUCGAGUCGAGGGAGGAUGUGGAGAGGCUGCUGGGUGAGAAGAUGAAGGGGAAGAACAAGAAUGAUUAUAAGGGGAAAAGUGAGCAGAUGAUGGAGUACAUUAAAAAGCUUAGGGUUUGCAUUAGAUGGUACAUGGAUCUUGAAGAUAAGUACCUGGCUGAGCAGGAAAAUCUCAGAAAUUUGAUGACAGCUGAAGAGAACAGACACAGUGAUAUUGAGAACCAGAUGAGGGCAAAAGUAACUGAGCUGGAGGCAACAAUCGAGGAGUUAAAGAGAGAGUGUGAAUCAUUGCAGGAGAGAUUUAAAAAGGAAGAAGCAGAUAAACUGGCUGCCAUUAAAACUUAUGAGGAUGAAAGGGAUGCACGAAUUGCUAUUGAAAGUUCACGUGCAGCUCUGUCUCAAGACCUUGAAAGAGUCAGCCAAGAGACUGGUCGGCUUAAUGAUCAGUUAAAAAUUGUCCAAGACAACAAUAAGAGAUUGCAAGAAUACAAUGCCAGUUUGCAGCUGUACAACAGCAAUCUUCAAGCUGAUGCUUUGCAAAAUGGUGAGACCAUCUCAAGGUUGCAGAAUGAGAAGAGUGCUAUAAUGGAAAACUUAUCUGGUCUAAGGGAUCACAUAAAUUCACUCAAAAGUCAGUUGGAUUCUUCUAGGUCUUCUCAACAAGUGGCAGUUAAACAGAAAGAGGAUUUAAUGAAAGAAAUAAGUUGCCUGAGAAGUGAAUUGCAGCAAGUAAGGGAUGAUCGUGAACAUUCACUAGAACAAGUCCAGAGUUUGACUCAAGAAGUUGCUAAGUUUAAAGAAAUUACUGGGAAGUCCUCGAAAGAUUUGGAUAUGAUAACUACAAAAACAAUUGCACUAGAGGAGACCUGUGCUUCCCAAAGGGAUCAAAUACGGCUAUUGCAGCACCAGCUUGCUGCUUCAAAUGAGAAACUGAAGCAAGCUGAUAUGACAGCCACUGAAACAAUGUCUGAAUAUGAAGAACAAAAGAAAACUGUAAAUGACUUGCAAAAUCGUCUUGUGGAAGCUGAGUUUCAAAUUCUGGAAGCCGAGAAAUUGCGAAAAAAACUGCAUAAUACUAUACUGGAACUUAAGGGAAAUAUUCGAGUCUUCUGUAGAGUUCGCCCAGUUUUACCUGACAAUGAUUCUAGUGGCACAGAUGGAGCCGUGGUUUCUUAUCCAACCUCAAUGGAAACUGCAGGCCGGGGCAUCGACUUGAUGCAUAGUACUCAGAAAUACUCUUUCACUUUUGAUAAAGUAUUCAAUCACGAAGCUUCACAAGAAGAUGUGUUUUUUGAAAUCUCACAGCUGGUGCAGAGUGCACUCGAUGGGUACAAGGUUUGCAUUUUUGCUUAUGGGCAAACUGGUUCUGGUAAAACAUUCACUAUGAUGGGGAACCCAGAAAUUCGAGAACAGAAAGGGCUUAUACCCCGUUCUUUGGAGCAGGUGUUUGAAACUAGCCAAUCAUUACAAUGUCAAGGUUGGAAGUACAAAAUGCAGGCUUCCAUGCUGGAGAUUUACAAUGAGGCAAUUCGUGACUUGUUAUCACCAGGUCGGCCAAGCAGCCUAGAGGCAAAUGCUGCUGUUAACAAACAAUAUUCAAUCAAACAUGAUUCUGGUGGAAAUACAAUUGUAUCUGACCUUACCAUCGUAGAUGUAUGCAGUAUCAAGGAGGUGUCUUUCCUCCUACAACAGGCUGCACAGAGCAGAUCUGUGGGUAGGACACACAUGAACGAACAGUCCUCGAGAAGUCAUUUUGUCUUCACCUUGCGUAUAUUUGGUGUCAAUGAGAGCACAGAACAACAGGUUCAAGGUGUCCUAAACUUAAUAGAUCUCGCUGGAAGCGAGCGCCUAGCAAGAAGUGGUGCCACCGGAGAUCGUCUAAAAGAAACACAGGCAAUCAAUAAAAGUUUAUCUGCCUUGAGUGAUGUAAUCGCUGCGAUCGCGAAGAAAGAAGACCAUGUGCCAUUUAGGAACUCCAAGCUAACGUAUCUUCUGCAGCCUUGUCUUGGUGGAGACUCGAAGACACUAAUGUUCGUUAAUAUCUCGCCGGAGUCAUCCUCAGCCGGGGAGUCCAUCUGCUCUCUUCGUUUCGCCGCCAGGGUUAACUCAUGCGAAAUUGGCAUUCCCCGACGACAGACCCAGUCGCGGCCUCUUUUGGAUUCUCGAUUGAGCUACGGCUGAGGCCUGUGAUCGUCUUCGAUAACCCCUCAUUAUCGUGAUUAUUUAAUGAUCAAUACGGAUCUGACAUUGUCACUGUAAGUCUGUACACUAAGGGAUUGCAAUUGAUCAUCUGGUGUGGGUUGGGUUUGUAGCAUGUGAAGUUGAGGUUGUACGCAGAUUGGAGUGUCUACGUGUGUUUGCUAACAACGACUAUUAAUACUCGAGAUAUUGUUUUCAACCAUGUUUUGGUCUACAAGAUUGACUAUUAUUGUUCUGUUAAAGUCAUCUUAUGUGGCCCAAAAGUAGAAAGAAUUGUUAUAGGA